Messenger RNA from Symbiodinium necroappetens, 711 nucleotides. The record is from the annotation of a GenBank genome assembly. NCBI's taxonomy places the organism in Eukaryota, Dinophyceae, Suessiales, Symbiodiniaceae.
AUGGAAAGGCAGAAGCUGCAACGGCAGCCAAGAAGGCCGUCGCAUGGGAAGAAAAGGGCGCAUCGAUACAACGCUCCUGCGCAGUGCACUUUGUCCCCGUGGUAUUGUCUCCUGCAGCUAUGGGCUACGAGGCCAGCAGAUCCUUUAAAGAUGGCAUGUGCCUCAAAAACAGACGAGGACUUCAUGCGAUUGGCUUUGGAAGAAGCCAGGGCUGCCAUGCUGGAGGGAGAGGUGCCUGUUGGGUGCAUCUUGGUGAGUCAAACCGGAGAUGUGCUUGCACGUGCGGGCAACGAGACGAACCGCUCCCGGAAUGGCACGCGCCACUGUGAGUUUGUGGCCUCUGAGAAGGUGCUUCGGCAGGCAGAUGGGCCAGCACUUCUUCGAAAUAGCACACUAUACGUGACUCUGGAGCCCUGCAUCAUGUGCGCCGCAGCUCUCCAGUAUCUCGGCAUCCCGGAAGUCGUGUUUGGCUCCGCGAAUGUUCGCUUCGGUGGAUGUGGCGGCGUUUGCGAUAUUCACAAGAUGAAGGUGCCGAAAUCAGGCCCGCGCGGGGGUGCUGAUGCAGCGCGAGAAGCCCUUCCUGGUUUUGCAUGCCGGGGCGGCGUGCUGGCUGAGGAGGCUGUUGAGGUGCUUCGAGAGUUUUAUGCCACCGGCAACCCCAAUGCCCCUGAAGCGAAGCGACAUCGACCGCUCCCGAAUGCUUCGACGUGA